AUGCACAUACCUAAUUAUAAGUCUCAUUCUCCUAAGCGUCUUCUCUACUUUUGUCUCCCUGACGCCUUGUCGCCUUCGCUGCUUCUCUCUGUCCCCUUACCGUCUUCGCUCUUUUUUUUCUUUUACUCUGUAAACUUGAUGUCUUCGUUCGUUCUUUCACUCCAUCUGUCCCCUUGUCGUCUUCGCUCCUUCUUUCUUUCCUUCUGUACCCUUGUGGCCUUUGCUCCUUCUUUCUCUCCUUCUGUGCCCUUGUCGCCUUCGCUCCUUCUUUCUCUCCCUCUCUACCCUUGUCGUGUUCGCUCAUUCUUUCUUUCCCUCUACACGCAUGUUGUCUUCGCGCCUUCUGUCUGUCCCUCUGUCCCCUUGUCCUCAACGCUUCCACUUUCUCUUCCUCUAUACACUUGUCGUCUUCAUUCAUUCUUUCUUUCCCUCUGUACCCUUGUCGUCUUUGCUCCUUCUUUUUCUCCCUCUGUUCCCUUGUCGUCUUCGCUCCUUCUUUCUCUCCCUCUGUACCCUUGUCUUCUCCCCUCUCUCUCCCUCUGUACCCUUGUCUUCUCCCCUCUCUCUCCCUCUGUACCCUUGUCGUCUUCGCUGCUUCUUUCGCUUCCUCUGUACCCUUGUCGUCUUCGCUGCUUCUUUCGCUUCCUCUGUACCCUUGUCGUCUUCCCUCCUUCUUUCUCUCCCCCUGUAUCCUUGUCACCUUCGCUCCCUCUUUCUUUCCCUCUGUGCGCAUGUCGUCUUCGCUCCGUCGAUCUUUCUCUCUGUCUCCUUGUCGUCUUUACUUCCUCUGUACCCUUGUCAUCUAUGCUCCUUCUUUCUGUCCUCUUUUCCUAUACGCUCCGUCUUUAUCUCCCUCUUAAGACUCUCUCUCUCUCUCUCUCUCUCUCUCUCUCUCUCUCUCUCUCUCUCUCUCUCUCUCUCUCUCUCUCUCUCUCUCUCUCUCUCUCUCUCUCUCUCUCUCUCUCUCUGUUUUUCGCCUCUUUCAAACAUGUGUUAUAA
Molecule: messenger RNA, 999 nt
Organism: Acanthosepion pharaonis
Lineage: Eukaryota; Metazoa; Mollusca; Cephalopoda; Sepiida; Sepiidae
Source: the annotation of a GenBank genome assembly